GAGGAGGAGGAGGAGGUGGCGGCGGCGGCGGCGGCGGCGGCGGCGGCGGCGGCGGCGGAGCAGGUUCGCCUCGAGCAGGAAGCAGCAGAGGCGGCGGCGGCAAAAAAGGCUCUCGAGGAGCAUGCCGCGGAGGUGUCGAGGGCGGAGGUGGCGGCGGCUGCGGAGGCGGCGGAGGCGGUCAACCACGCGGCGCUGGCGGCGGAGGUGGCGGCGGGCCGUGGCGGCGGCGUCCCGCGGCGCACUCGCUUGGAGACGACCAAAGUGGCGCUGGUGGCAAAGAAGGCUCUCGAGGAGGAGGCCGCGGCCGAAGCUGCUCGCGCCGCUGAGACGGCUCGGAUCGAGGCGGAGAAGGCGGCGGCGGCGGCGUCGGCGGCGGCGGAGGAGGAGAAGGAGGAGGAGGGGAAGGGGAAUGUGGAGCUGGGGGAGGAGACAAAGGUAAAUGAGGAGGAGGUGGAGGAAGUGUCGAUGGCGGGGAAGCAGCAAUGGCGCACUGACCAGCAGCAGCAGCAGCAGCAGCAGCAGCAGGCGGCGGCAGCGGCGGCGGCAGCGGCGGCGGCGGCGGCGGCGGCGGCGGCGGCGGAGGCGGAGGCGGCGGCGGCGGCGGAGACGGAGACGGCGGCGGAGACGGAGGAGGAGGAGGCGGAGCAGCAGCAGCAGCAGCAGCAGCAGCAGCAGCAGCAGCAGCAGCAGCAGCAGCAGCAACAGGAGGAGGGGCCGAUGGAGCGCUUCGCCGUCGAGCGCCUCGCAGGCGAACGCCUCGCCGUGCUCGCGCGGGUGCAAGACGCGAUCGAGCAGGCGCGGCCCUCCGAGCGGGCGGUGUGGCGCGGCCCG
This is a messenger RNA of Emiliania huxleyi CCMP1516, 831 nucleotides long. RefSeq lists its product as hypothetical. Lineage: Eukaryota; Haptophyta; Isochrysidales; Noelaerhabdaceae. The annotation marks the transcript as partial. The record is from RefSeq and is a predicted model, not a curated record. The transcript has a single exon.